Messenger RNA from Molossus molossus (Pallas's mastiff bat), 1665 nucleotides. RefSeq names its product UDP-N-acetylglucosamine pyrophosphorylase 1 (gene UAP1). The record is from RefSeq and is a predicted model, not a curated record. Gene Ontology annotation, biological process: UDP-N-acetylglucosamine biosynthetic process. Gene Ontology annotation, molecular function: UDP-N-acetylglucosamine diphosphorylase activity. Bases 1 to 1569 code for a protein of 522 amino acids. The transcript is spliced from 10 exons. Lineage: Eukaryota; Metazoa; Chordata; Mammalia; Chiroptera; Molossidae.
AUGGAUGUCAGUGACCUCAGGCUCAGGUUGUCCAGAGCUGGGCAGGAGCACCUCCUCCAGUUCUGGGACGAGCUGGACGGAGCCCAGCAGGCCGAGCUCUACGCAGAGCUCCAGGCCAUGAACUUCGAGGAACUGAAUGUCUUCUUCCAGAAGGCCACUGCGGAGUCCAGCCAGGCCUCUCAGCAGGAGAAGGUGGACGCGCGGAUGGAGCCUGUGCCCCGGGAGGUGCUGGGCAGUGCCACGAGGGACCACGGCCAGCUCCAGGCCUGGGAGAGUGAAGGACUUUUCCAGAUCUCCCAGAGCAAAGUGGCAGUUCUGCUUCUAGCUGGUGGCCAGGGGACCAGGCUCGGUGUUGCAUACCCCAAGGGGAUGUACGACGUUGGCUUACCGUCCCAUAAGACCCUUUUCCAGAUUCAGGCGGAGCGGAUCCUGAAGCUUCAGCGGUUGGCCGAGGGACGCCAUGGCACCAAGUGCACCAUCCCGUGGUACAUAAUGACCAGCGGCAGAACCAUGGGGUCCACCGAGGAAUUCUUCACCAAGCACAAGUACUUUGGUCUGAGGAAGGAGAGCGUCGUCUUCUUCCAGCAGGGGAUGCUGCCGGCUAUGAGUUUCGACGGGAAGGUCAUCCUGGAGGACAAGAGCAAGGUUUCCAUGGCUCCAGACGGGAACGGCGGCCUGUACCGGGCUCUGGCCGCCCAGGGCAUCGUGGAGGACAUGGAGCGGAGGGGCGUUGGGAGCGUCCACGUCUACUGCGUGGACAACAUCCUGGUGCGAGUGGCAGACCCGCGCUUCAUCGGCUUCUGCGUUCAGAAGGGAGCGGACUGUGGCGCAAAGGUGGUGGAGAAGACAAACCCGACGGAGCCCGUGGGCGUGGUGUGCCGUGUGGACGGGGUGUACCAGGUGGUGGAGUACAGUGAGAUCUCCCUGGCCACCGCGCAGAAGCGGAGCCCGGACGGACGGCUGCUGUUCAAUGCGGGCAACAUUGCCAACCAUUUCUUCACCGUGCCGUUUCUCAGAGACGUCGUCAGUGUGUACGAGCCUCAGCUGCAGCACCAUGUGGCCCGGAAGAAGAUCCCGUGUGUGGACGCCCAGGGGCGGCCCGUCCAGCCCGACAAGCCAAACGGAGUGAAGAUGGAGAAGUUCGUCUUCGACGUCUUCCGGUUUGCAAAGAAGUUCGUGGUGUACGAGGUGUUACGAGAAGACGAGUUCUCCCCUCUGAAGAACGCGGACAGUCAGAACGGCAAGGACAACCCGACCACGGCCCGGCACGCUCUGCUGUCCCUCCACCACUGCUGGGUGCUCAGUGCCGGGGGCCACUUCGUCGACGAGAACGGCUCCCGCCUGCCUGCCAUUCCCCGCUCUGCCGCGAGCGGACAGCCAGAGGCCGGCACAGCUGAUGUCAAUGACAACCUGAAGGACGCCAACGACGUCCCCACCCAGUGCGAGAUCUCGCCCCUCGUCUCCUACGCGGGAGAAGGGCUGGAGAGGUACGUGGCCAACAGGGAGUUCCACGCACCUCUGAUCAUCGACGAGAACGGGGUCCACGAGCUGGUGAAGAACGGGGUGUGAGCAGACGCCUCGCCCUCCGCCGAACAGCUUUUCUCGUCGAUGGACCCCCGCGAACCACAGGGCCCCUGGGCUUCCCUCUCUCGUCCGACUCCUGUG